Messenger RNA from Bufo bufo (common toad), 1904 nucleotides. RefSeq names its product importin-5-like. Bases 1 to 1761 code for a protein of 586 amino acids. Gene Ontology annotation, biological process: protein import into nucleus. The record is from RefSeq and is a predicted model, not a curated record. The transcript is spliced from 2 exons. Gene Ontology annotation, molecular function: protein binding; nuclear import signal receptor activity. Gene Ontology annotation, cellular component: nucleus; cytoplasm. NCBI's taxonomy places the organism in Eukaryota, Metazoa, Chordata, Amphibia, Anura, Bufonidae.
AUGCGGCAGAGUGUGUCACCUGAAGAACGUCUCAUUACUACUUUAAGCUGGUGCUCCUUUCACUCUGAAGCCUGCUGUGCGCCCAUACAUAAUUUUGUAAGUCUUAUUGGUCUUAUUGGUCUAGCUGUUGGUAAAGAGAAGUUUAUGCAAGAUGCGUCAGAUGUGAUGCAGCUGCUGCUAAAGACUCAGACAGACUUCAGCGAGUUAGAAGAUGAUGAUCCUCAGAUUUCAUAUAUGAUAUCUGCAUGGGCACGUAUGUGUAAAAUCCUUGGAAAAAAAUUCCAGCAGUACCAUCCUGUGGUUAUGGGACCUCUCAUGAAAACUACUUCCAUUAAACCAGAGGUGGCUCUUCUUGACACUCAAGACAUGGAGAGCAUGGGUGAUGAUGAUGGAUGGGAGUUUGUUAAUCUAGGAGACCAACAAAGUUUUGGAAUCAAAACUUCUGGACUUGAAGAAAAAGCAACUGCUUGCCAGAUGUUGGUCUGUUAUGCUAAAGAGCUGAAGGAAGGAUUUGUGGAGUACACAGAACAAGUUGUAAAACUAAUGGUUCCACUCCUUAAGUUCUAUUUUCAUGACGGGGUAAGAGUUGCUGCUGCAGAGUCUAUGCCACUGUUGUUGGAAUGUGUACGGGUACGCGGCCCCGAGUACCUAACCCAAAUGUGGCACUUCAUGUGCAAUGCUCUUAUAAAAGGAAUUGGAACAGAACCAGAUUCCAAUGUUCUGUCCGAAAUUAUGCACUCUUUUGCUAAGUGCAUAGAGGUGAUGGGAGUUGGAUGUUUAAACAAUGAACAUUUUAAAGAACUUGGAGGCAUGCUGAAGAGUAAACUAGAAGAGCACUUUAAAAAUCAAGAUCUAAGACAAGUGAAAAGACAAGAUGAGGAUUAUGAUGAACAAGUUGAGGAAUCCCUGCAAGAUGAGGAUGACAAUGACGUUUACAUUCUGACUAAAGUAGCAGACAUUUUGCACUCUAUAUUCAGUAGCUACAAAGAGAAGGUGUUGCCGUGGUUUGAGCAGUUGCUGCCAUUAAUUGUUAACUUAAUUUGUCCACAUCGACCAUGGCCAGACAGACAGUGGGGACUCUGUAUCUUUGAUGACGUCAUUGAACACUGUAGCCACACUUCCUUCAAAUACGCCGAAUACUUCCUUAGACCUCUGGUACAGUCAAUCUGUGACAGCAGUCCAGAGGUUCGUCAAGCGGCUGCUUAUGUUGUUGGUGUGAUGGCACAGUUUGUUGGGGAUAAUUAUCGUCCUUUCUGUACAGAAUCUCUUCCACUUCUUGUUGGGGUUAUACAGACCCCCGACUCUAAAACCAAAGAGAAUAUCAAUGCAACAGAGAAUUGCAUUUCAGCUGUAGGAAAAAUAAUGAAAUACAGACCAGAUUGCUUUAAUGUUGAUGGAGUUCUGCCUCAUUGGCUGUCAUGGCUGCUGCUGCAUGAGGACAAAGAGGAAGCUGUUCACACUUUUAACUUUCUCUGUGACCUUCUAGAAAGUAACAAUCCAAUUGUACUUGGACCCAACAACUCAAACUUACCCAAAAUAUUUAGUAUUAUAGCAGAUGGAGGAGUCCAUGAAUCUGUAAAAAAUGAAGACUUUUGUGGUAAAAGACUUGCCAAUGUAGUACGACAAGUUCAGGCAUCCGGAGGAUUGUUCACACAAUGUGUAUCACAGCUGAGUCCAGUCCAGCAGAAGGCUUUACAAGAUCUCCUUAGUGCUGCGACUGAUGACCACUACUGUUGGCGUAUAUCAGGAAAACUAACAUGAAAUAAACUUACCUCUUCUGUUUAGGUUUCUUUCUUUUUGUGUUGAGGAAAAAGGAGCAGUAGUGAGUAUAAGCAGUUGUUCUGCAGGCGUUAAGUCAGGAGAGAUGCAUCAUACCCCAGAAUGGAAUAAAAGAACAUGUUAAA